Molecule: messenger RNA, 587 nt
Organism: Aspergillus uvarum CBS 121591
Lineage: Eukaryota; Fungi; Ascomycota; Eurotiomycetes; Eurotiales; Aspergillaceae
Product: mitochondrial fission 1 protein
Exons: 4
Coding region: 71-532 (153 amino acids)
Biological process (GO): peroxisome fission; mitochondrial fission; autophagy of mitochondrion
Cellular component (GO): mitochondrial outer membrane; peroxisomal membrane
Molecular function (GO): protein binding
Source: RefSeq, a predicted model, not a curated record
GCUCUGCUUUUCACGCUUUGAGUUUUUCAUAAAGCAGUACAGUAAAGACAACCAACCAAAUUCAGAGACCAUGGGCUCCAACCUACCAUAUGCCGCGGACGCAGAGAGCCCGCUUAAACCCGCCGAACUCCAAGUCCUGCGCGCUCAGUACGAGAAAGAAGGCGACUACGUCGGCAUCCAGACCAAAUUCAACUUCGCCUGGGGCCUCAUCAAAUCCCCCUCCCGCACCGACCAACAAGAAGGCGUGCGCCUCCUCUCCGAGAUCUUCCGGGCCGCGCCCGAACGCCGCCGCGAAUGCCUCUACUACCUGGCGCUGGGCAACUACAAGCUGGGAAACUACGGCGAGGCGCGGCGCUACAACGACCUUCUCCUCGAGAAGGAGCCUGCCAACCUGCAGGCGGCCAGUCUGGGGUCGCUGAUCGAGGAGAAGGUGUCCAAGGAGGGACUGCUGGGGAUUGCGAUUGUGGGCGGGUUGGCGUUGGCGGCGGGUGUGGUGGGGGGCAUUGUGUUGCGGGGGUCGAAGAGGCGGUAAUUAUUUCUGUCACAUUGGUUUCUUGAGAGGAUUUGGGCUGAUUUCUUUUGUUGGG